Gongylonema pulchrum is the source of this 750-nucleotide messenger RNA. NCBI's taxonomy places the organism in Eukaryota, Metazoa, Nematoda, Chromadorea, Rhabditida, Gongylonematidae. The record is from the annotation of a GenBank genome assembly.
AUGAUAUUGUGCGUGGUAUUCUAUAUGCUACUUGCCAUUCUUAUUGCACCAAAAGCUUCAAAUUCAGCAGCAGCAGUAACAACAACAACGACGACAACAAUAACAACAACAGCAAGGCCCACAACAACAACGACUAGCAGCAAAAACUUCUACAAUAACUUAAUCAACGAACUACUUGCCGACCACAACAGCUCGGGCAUUUACUUAUCGCUUGAUAACAAAACUGGAAUUGCAUUUUACAAUAAUUUAAUCAACGAACUGCUCAGCAACAGUAGCUCAGACAUCGACUUGUUGCUUAGCAGUGAUGAUCCCGAUGUGGUCGUUUCGCUUGAGACCAGUCACCCUCACGUCGAAUUACAGCUGGACAUAAGUGAUCCUCACAACGAAAUAUUGUUGGAUAUUGACGGUCGUAACAGACUGGUGUUCAAGGCUGGUGAUACAAACACCAAUUUAUUGCUAGGAAGCGAUGCUCAAAACAUUGAUUUAUGGUUCGGGAGAAACUGCAACGGCAAGAACAACAACAAUAACAACAGUAUGGAAUACUACAACAACUUGAUUGAUGAGCUGAUUAGGGGCAACGGUACUGAUAACAGCUUGAUCAACUUGCUAAUACCUAAAUACGGUGUUCCUUAUACCACCUACUUAAUGAGCGGGUUAAGUAAUGCUAACGGUACUCACUACUACAGCAGCUUGAUCAAUGCUUUACUUAGUGAGAACGAGACGAAUAACCGCAACAACAUGACCAAUUAA